CCAGAGCACCGAACCGCCCCCCACCACCGCGCCGUCUUCCAACACCGCGCCGCCCACCACUGCCUUUCCGCCCAUCACCGCCGGGCGCUCGUCCCCGUCGCACCUGACGAUUCGUUCCGUGCCCCUGCAUCGCCCUGGUUUCAACAUCGCCACGGCCGCUCCGUCCUGUUCUUCCCCGUCGUUCCGGCCACCCCGCCCUCUGCUCCCGGUCCUGUUUUUCCCCACCACCGAGGAUGGCGAUGACCCUGUUGACCAUAUACCUGCACUAUGAAGAUAGAAAUAAAGAGGUCAACAUUCUACAAAGAUCCAUGACGAGGCGUUAUGUCUCGUAUUAUGAUUUAAUCUUGACGACCGAGGAAGUCGGCUUCCAACCAAUUGACUACCUAUACUAUCAGAAAAAAGACCAACAAGGCAACACAUACUUAGUUCAUAUCGAUGAUCCAAGUCAUGUGAUUGAAAUGUUGUCCGACCUUGAGACUGAGAAAACUGUGCAUCUGUAUGUGUCUAAGGAGAAGGCUAGCAAUGAUGUUGCUCCACCUAGCAGCCGAAAUGAUAUUGCUUCAUCUAACCAUCCAAAUGAGAGUGUGUUAUUACAAGAUGAUGGUCUCUCUACUGAAGUGGAAGAGCAACUUAUUGUGAGAAGGCCGCAAAGGCAAGUGCGUACGUCAAAAAGGUUGAAUGUGAUCCAGAUUACCGACCAACGGGAUGAAGAAAAUGGAGACUUCAACAAUGGUGAGCCGGAUAUCACACAAGGUGAUGAAUCACAAGCAUUGGAAGAUGAAGAUGACCGAGUUUGCAAUCAAGUACACACAGAAGUAGUAAAGCGCAAGAGAACAAGCUUGCCAAUUGUUUGGAACAUGCCAGAGGGGCAAAGAAUUGUUGUAAAAUGCAAUGAAGAAAGCCAGCCCAUAGGAGAGGAAGGUGCAAUUUUAGGGAAGUUUCUGGGCACGAUAACUAGAAACAGAGGAUUUUGCCCACUAGACAUAAAUGAUUGGUGCGAUGUCAAGAAGAAUUUUGGCGAGGAAACAAUAUUGCAGUGCGCAAAGACAAAGUUUGUGUAUCCUGCAUCAUGUGAAAAAUGGAUACUCAAAUCAACUGGAAGAGAUUGGAGGAAAUUUAAGUCUAGUUUGAAAAAGAGUUUAUUCAAACCGGCCAUUGAAAAAAAAUCCCGACAUAAAGAGGAACGCUUUGUAUAAGCUGUGUCCAGAUGAUGUGGACAGAGAUCAAUGGCGUGGACUUAUUAAAUUUCGGAAGUCCAAAAAAGGAAGGCCAUAACUGAGAAGAACAUAAUUAGUCGUUCCCUUGUGAAGAAUUCACAUAAUGCUGGGACAAAGAGUUAUGCUCGUUGGGGUGAAGACAUUAGACAAGUUGAUCCUGAAAAGAAGCGACCACAUCGAGCAAAGGUUUAUUUAGCAACUCACAAGAAGAAGAAUACUGCUGAAAGUAAAGAUAGAAAUGAACUCCUGGCUCGAUUGGAGAUUCUAACAACUCAACGCCCAGAGAUGGCACAAAAUGCAUGAUUCUAAUAACUCAAUGCAUGAUUCUUUUCUUGUACGCUCGAUUGCGCGCCGCUAGCUCCGUGGUAUCCUAGUGUCCAAUUCAACUCCUCUUCCCUCUCCAAGUGAUCUCCGCUUCUCAGGACUUUUUUCUCUUCUUCCUUACACCAUGGAAUUGCGGCUUCACCAUGUCACGACCGAGAGCUUACAAUAAGUAAAUUAUGGUUAUUAGAAUUGACGGAAAAAUUGACAUGAUCUUUACUACAAAUUGCACAUAUCAAGUGCCGAAAUUAUUACGAAAUGAAUGUUUUGCCAAAAAUUUAGCACUCGUUUUGAAUACCUGCAAAUUCACAACAUAUAAAUAAUUUGUAAUCAAUUCAUGCACACGAUAGCAUGGCACUAUACCGAAAUAUUUUCUACCCAAACUAGAAUCUAAACUAAAAUCAGUUACAUAUAUAAUGCGCAUAAAAUCUACAUUAUCCUAAGUACUUGUAAAAUACCCAAACUCUUCUUGAUGUGCACUGGCUGAGUAAAUGGGGUAAGGCGUGUGUGGAUGUUCAUAAUGCAUUUGCAAAUUGGAAUAAACAGUUUCGGCACAUUCCGUUUGCACAAAUUGCAACUUUUAGGAAGAUACGAGAAACAGGAGUGCCAUAACCGUGCGAAGCUAACUAUGGAGAAUGCGUAGAGAUGGGUGCGACCCAUGAAAAAAAAUGACAAUGUCAGCAAAUGAGUCGAAGCACAAUGUCGGCUGGCAUGCUCUGAUUGGCUUGAAUGACAGUCGGGCAAGCACAGUACAGUAGCGUGCAAGUUCACUGCUACACACAUAUAACAAAGACCAACGUUGUAAGAAAGACCAGCUUCCAGUUUCACCACUAAAAGUGAUCGAUCGAGAUGCAGGGAAAAAGGCCGGCGCCGUUCAUCGGGCCUGGACAGCCGCUCUUCAACGGCUCGGAGUACCCGCGGCCGCCGGCGCCGGAUUCCGGCAAGGGGAGCAUUUCAAGGGAACUCAAAGUUCUGAUAUGCCUAUGUUGCCUAGUGGCUUUUGGGAUCAUCAUAAUCAUAUUUAUCUGCUAUAAGAUAUGGAAGCAGAAUUCAAAAUCAGGCAGUCUGACCACUCAACAAAAAUCAGGCAGUCUGACCACUCAACAAAAAUCAGGCAGUCUGACCACUCAACAAAAAUCAGACAGUCUGACCACUCAACAAAAAUCAGGCAGUCUGACCACUCAACAAAAAUCAGGCAGUCUACCCUUGUCGCUGCCACGCACACCGCCAAGCCAUACUGUAGUAGACGUGGUGGAUAGCGUCCCGGCUGAUCUACAGAGAACUGAAUUCUGGAACGAAGUGAGCAAGCUUGCGACCUUGCAACACCCAAAUCUGGUAGCAUUCUAUGGUGUCGUGCUUGACCUGGUGCUUCUGUUGCGACAGUAACAGAAUACGUUGAGGAUGGUUCCCUUCGACAAGUUCUGCAAGGAAAGGGGAAGAUGAAUCGGCAUAGAAGGCUGCUUGUGGCAGUGGACAUUGCAAUCUCUAUGGAAUAUCUGCACGCAAAAAAAUCGUGCACUUCGAUUUGAAGAGUGACAACCUUCUGCUCGAUCUGAGAGACCCACGACGCCCCCAUAUGCAAGGUGGAUGUGUACUCGUUCGGCAUCGUCAUGUGGGAGCUAUAACAGGGAAAGAGCCGUAUUCUGAUUUGCACCACGGGCAGAUCAUAGGUAGGAUUGCGACCAACACCCUGCGACCUGAAGUGCCCGAGGAAUGUGUCAAAUGGUGGAGAUCCCUCAUGGAGCAGUGCUGGUCCAGUGAACCAUCAGAGAGGCCGACCUUCACCGAGAUCGCAAAGAGGCUGGGUGCAGUAGCUUCUGGUCCUGGCAAGGCGUGAAGAAGAAUAAGGUGCCGGAGCCAAACCAUCUUGCGCGAUCAAGCUAUUCCUCCAGAUUUUAUUUGUAUGGCUUCUCUCUAGUACAAUCCUGUGACGAGCCAUUAUCUGUUGAAAUAAAUAUAGUGAAACCUGAGAUGUUGCCCCGGAUGGAUGAUGUUACUUGGCUGUUGUCAUCUGUUUCCUUUGGUCCUUGGAAUAAAAGGAGUGAGAAAACAGAAUUCUGCAACA
Molecule: messenger RNA, 3603 nt
Organism: Triticum dicoccoides
Lineage: Eukaryota; Viridiplantae; Streptophyta; Magnoliopsida; Poales; Poaceae
Exons: 15
Coding region: 234-1196 (320 amino acids)
Source: RefSeq, a predicted model, not a curated record